Anisakis simplex (herring worm) is the source of this 843-nucleotide messenger RNA. The record is from the annotation of a GenBank genome assembly. NCBI's taxonomy places the organism in Eukaryota, Metazoa, Nematoda, Chromadorea, Rhabditida, Anisakidae.
AUGGGUGGUAUGGACACACAACUGGCGGGUGCUGCGAUAGUUAGCAGUGGCCUGGUGAUAGCGCUAUCGUUGGUGAUGAUCGGUGUGCUCUUCCAAGAUAUCAACUCGAUGUACGAUGACAUUAUGCUGGAUAUGGCCGAAUUCAAGAUGAUCGCCAACGACGCGUGGAAAGACAUCGCCGUUGUUAACCACAGGGCACCGCCAAGUGACUUCGACCAGCUGUUCGCCCGUCAAAAACGUGACGCGAAGGCGUGCAAUUGCGCGCAACGUUCACGUCGCUGUCCUGUCGGUGCACCGGGUCCAAAAGGAGCUCCAGGAGAGGCGGGCGCGAACGGAGCCGACGGAUUAGCCGGACUAAUGGGAAAAUCCGGUCUUAUUGAAACCGCUCGGUCUCCCCCAGGAUCCUGCAUUAAAUGUCCACCUGGACCACCAGGCCCUAUGGGACCACAGGGUAUUCAAGGACCCGCCGGGCCAAACGGAUUCAUUGGAGCACCAGGUAUCGACGGAAAACCAGGACGACAAGGACCAUCUGGACAAGUGGGAGAUAGUGGUUCGCCUGGUAUGCUUGGAGCAACUGGACCAGUGGGAGCUCCAGGAGCCAAUGUCCUCAUACUGAUCGGACGACCAGGACCGAAAGGUGAACAAGGACCGAAUGGUCAACCAGGCAAUGCCGGUCAAUCAGGAAAACGAGGACCAGCUGGGGCACCAGGAGCACCAGGUGCUGCCGGAUUCAACGGACGACCCGGAGCACUUGGACUCGAUGGCGCAGCCGGAAUGCCGGGUAUCGAUGGACUGCCAGGCGAUGAUGGUGUCUACUGCCCGUGCCCAUACCGUGCCGCUUGA